This is a messenger RNA of Williopsis jadinii, 2057 nucleotides long. Its product is annotated as translation initiation factor 2A. The transcript has a single exon. Gene Ontology annotation, biological process: translational initiation. The coding region runs from base 124 to 1998 and encodes 624 amino acids. Gene Ontology annotation, molecular function: protein binding; ribosome binding; tRNA binding. Gene Ontology annotation, cellular component: cytosolic small ribosomal subunit. NCBI's taxonomy places the organism in Eukaryota, Fungi, Ascomycota, Saccharomycetes, Phaffomycetales, Wickerhamomycetaceae. The record is from RefSeq and is a predicted model, not a curated record.
GCGAGGCAUAAAGCGACAGAGGGCCCGUUAGCACAUCAUAAGCCAUCUCACCGUCGGACACUCGUACAAAGUUACACGCUAAUACACCCAGGCAUCUCCCCAUACACCGUUGAUCAAUAGAUAAUGGCCACUGCAUUGACGCAACUCUACUACCGAGCACCAAAGCUUGUGGGUCUCAUAGACGCUGCUCCGUCGUAUACUGAAGUCCCAGGCAUCGAGAAGCUGUCCCAUGACGUUCGCCAGGCGCUGUAUUCUCCAAAUGGCCAAUACUUUGCCUUCACUCAACCUUCAGGCGUGACGAUUCUCAACCCAGAAGAUGGCUCUGUUGUGUCUAAGCUUGACAUUCAAGAUCCAUUUGAUUUGCAUUUCUCUCCAAAGGGCUCGUAUCUCUGUAUCUGGCAGAGACCUGUCAAGAGCGAAGACGGCAGUGGAAACUACGCCGACAAUGUUAACAUCUACAACGUCAAGGCCGGCUCCAUAGCCGUCAAGUACUUGGCCAGAGAUCAAUCUGGCUGGGCACCAUCGUUCACAUCGGAUGAAACUGUUCUUGCAAAGCUCUUCAAGAACGAGAUCAGAUUCUACGAGGUCAACAACUGCUCGAACUUGUCAAGAGCAUGGUCAGUUCUCAAAAUAGAUAACGUUGCAUCUUUCCAAAUGUCUCCAGGAAAGAACCCUACAAUUGCAACUUUUGUCCCAGAGAAGCAAGGUAAGCCAGCCAACGUCUCUGUCUGGAACAUCUCAACGAAGAUCACGCAACCUGUCUCAUCUAAAACGUUCUUCAAAGCCGAGAGAUGCUCUUUGAAGUGGAAUUCGUUGGGUACUGCGCUAUUGGCCUUGGCCUCUACCGAUGUCGAUGCAUCAAACCAAUCUUACUAUGGUGAGACGACGCUUUACCUCUUGGGUAUUGCAGGCUCUUAUGAUUCCCGUAUCACCCUAGACAGAGAAGGUCCUAUUCACGAUAUCACUUGGUCCCCAACUGCGCGUGAAUUCGGUGUCGUCUAUGGUUAUAUGCCAGCUCAAACGUCUUUCUUUGAUGCCAGAGGUAAUCUAAUCUACUCGUUGCCUCCUGCACCAAGAAACACCGUCCAGUUCUCUCCUCAUGCGAAAUACAUUCUCGUGGCAGGAUUUGGUAACCUACAAGGAACAGUGGACAUCUAUGAUCGGACCCAAAAGUUUGCCAAAGUGGCCUCCUUCGAUGCUCCAAACACCUCAGUGUGCCAAUGGAGUCCUGAUGGACGAUUCAUCCUGACUGCUACCACUUCUCCAAGAUUGAGGGUUGAUAACAGCAUCAAGAUUUGGUACGCAUCUGGUAAGCUUGUCUACUUCAAAGAGUUCAAAGAGGUGAACUCUGUCAAUUGGCGUCCUCGUCCAUUGGACUUGUUCCCACCUUUGAGAGGGCUUGAUGAGAACCCAGCUCCACAUCAGUCUGCCAUUGACUACGUGCUGUCACAUCCUAAGUCAUCCGCAGAGGUUUCCUCAAAGCCAAAGGGUGCCUACAGACCACCACGUGCCAGAGCAAAUGGUGCAAGCAGUGCAGCUCCACAGACUUUGUACCAGAGAGAGCUGAGUGCCAACCUCAGCAAUGUGUCUCUAGGUGGGAACUCUGGUGCACCGGUAGGCUUCAAGCCACCAGGUAUUAGAACUCCAAAGUUACCACCUGGAUUCACGCCUCCAGCUGAGAAGGAGAGCAAGUCUGCUGCCAAAAACAGAAAGAAGAGAGAGAACAAGAAGGCAGCCAAGGAUGAUGAGUCUGUUGCCGGUGCUGCACAACAGCAGCCACCACAACAAGCUGCUACUGCACCAGAACCGUUGAUUGCUGGUGGUGUUCAGAGCAUCGAAGACAAAAAGAUUAGAAGCUUGCUGAAGAAGCUUAGGGCCAUAGAACAGCUGAAGCUGAAGCAAGCCAAUGCUGAGCCUCUGGAAGAGACUCAGGUUCUCAAGAUUGAAACUGAAGGGAAAGUCAGGGCCGAAUUGGCUCAGCUAGGCUGGACUGAAUGAGCCUACAGAUCUCCUUGUUGUGAGUUACACCUAUUGAUAAUAAUACACGUCAUACAGUU